AUGGGCCAUUACGAUUCCGAACCCGACUGCAAGAAACCCUGGCUUGAAACACCUUUGAUCGAGUCGGUGGCACUUUCAGAGGCUGCCGGAUGCCGGAUCUUCCUCAAAAUAGAGACGCUCCAGCCGUCUGGCUCGUUCAAAUCACGGGGCAUUGGAAACCUGAUUCUCUCAUUUGUUUCUGAUCCUUCAAACCACGGCAAAUCUCUGCACUUUUUCAGCUCCUCGGGGGGCAAUGCGGGGCUCGCAGCGAUCGUGGCCGCUCGAGAUCUCGGGUUUCCCUGUACUGUCGUUGUGCCCCUCAGCACGCAGCCUAUGAUGAUCGAGAAACUACUCGCUGCAGGUGCUUCAGAUGUCAUCCGUCAUGGCGCCACUUGGUUCCAAGCGGACACGUAUCUGCGACAGACGUUUAUCGAAAAUCAAGACACGUCUGACUCCUCGGCUAGGAACUUUUAUGUCCCGCCAUUCGAUCAUCCUGUCAUCUGGCAGGGUGCGGCGACUCUGAUUGAUGAGAUAGUUAAGCAGUUACCUCCAAAAUACAACAGGGAAAUCGAAAGCUCUUGCUCGUUCCCGGCAGAUGCGAUCGUUUGCAGUGUCGGUGGGGGUGGGCUUUUGAACGGGAUUGUCGAGGGCAUUGAGAGGCAUUUGCCAGCUUUUCAAAAGACAACGCUUUCCGAGAAAGCGGCGAAAAAAGUUCGAGUUCUCGCUGUUGAAACAGCUGGGGCGGAUUCGCUGGCUUAUUCGCUAAGCAAGGGAUCUUUGCAAUCUCUGUCUGCAAUUACAUCGCAGGCAACCACAUUGGGGGCCCUCUGUGUGGCACCGCAGGCGUUCAAACACGCGCAAUCCCCUCCAGCCGGCAUUGAAGUCACUAGUGUCGUGGGAACGGAUGCUGAUGCUGCGAGGGGAGUUGUGCGGUUAUGUGAUGAAUUGCGGUUGGAGGUCGAGCUGUCUUGCGGAAUCAGUGUCCAAGUUGGCUUGGAUAGGCUGCAGGAAGUCAUGCCCGAUCUAACACCGGAGAGUCGAGUUGUGAUAAUUGUUUGUGGAGGAAGCGGUAUUACUCCGGAAAUGAUUACAGAUUAUCGCCAGAAGCUUGAGAAUGGUUGGAAAUGA
This is a messenger RNA of Penicillium paradoxum, 1107 nucleotides long. Its product is annotated as putative L-serine dehydratase. The transcript is spliced from 3 exons. The coding region runs from base 1 to 1107 and encodes 368 amino acids. NCBI's taxonomy places the organism in Eukaryota, Fungi, Ascomycota, Eurotiomycetes, Eurotiales, Aspergillaceae. Gene Ontology annotation, molecular function: pyridoxal phosphate binding; threonine deaminase activity; L-serine ammonia-lyase activity. The record is from RefSeq and is a predicted model, not a curated record. Gene Ontology annotation, biological process: L-threonine catabolic process; L-serine catabolic process.